Messenger RNA from Penicillium brevicompactum, 2142 nucleotides. RefSeq names its product FAD/NAD(P)-binding domain-containing protein. NCBI's taxonomy places the organism in Eukaryota, Fungi, Ascomycota, Eurotiomycetes, Eurotiales, Aspergillaceae. The record is from RefSeq and is a predicted model, not a curated record. Gene Ontology annotation, biological process: isoprenoid biosynthetic process. Gene Ontology annotation, molecular function: FAD binding. Bases 1 to 2142 code for a protein of 713 amino acids. The transcript has 6 exons.
AUGUUGUUCUCGAAAAGUCGAGGGACGCUGCCCCCCCAGGUUGGAGCUUCAAUUGGAAUUCUACCAAACGGAGCCCGCGUGUUAGAUCAACUUCAACUUUAUGACGCCGUUGAGAGUCUUACUGAACCCCUCAGCACAGCAACCAUUGGCUAUGCUGAUGGAUUUAGCUUUAGCAGCUCUUAUCCCAAGAUUAUCAAUGAAAGAUUUGGCUUCCCUAUCGCAUUCCUCGACCGACAAAAGUUACUGGAGAUCUUGUAUCUCAGGUACCCACACCACGAGAAAAUUCGUCUCGGGGAAAAAGUUACUAGUAUUGAGAAUCUCGACAAUAUUACAACAGUCACGACUGAAGAUGGCUCCAGCUAUCAAGGCAACUUGGUCAUUGGUGCAGAUGGUGUCCACAGCAUGGUUCGUCAAGAAAUCUGGAGAUUCAGCGAGGAAUCCAACCCAAGCUCAAGAACAGUACAGGAGAGAUCUGAUCUCACAGCGGAAUUUCGAUGCAUCUUUGGCAUCUCAUCUCCCAUAAAGGGGUUGAAUGCUGGGGAACAAGUGAAUUCGAUUCUCAAUGGUGUCACUAUCGUCACGAUCCACGGCAAGAAUGGGCGCUUGUAUUGGUUUGUCAUUCAGAAGUUGGACCAAAAGUACACAUACCCGCAUUUCCCCCGCUACACCAAAGAUGACACCCGCGUCGCAGCGGAGCAAUUGAAGCAUUUACGAUUUCAUAAACAUCUCACCUUCGGACAAUUAUGGGGGAAUCGGGAGACCGCUUCGAUGACCACUCUGGAGGAAAACACUUUCAAGACCUGGCACCAUGGUCGCUUGGCACUGUUGGGUGACAGUGUUCACAAAAUGACACCUAACAUUGGCCAGGGUGCUAAUAUGGCCAUUGAGGAUGCAGCGGCAUUAACGAAUCUACUGCGAGAUUUGCUUGCAUGGGGAGGUACAUCACUUCCGACCGAUACGCAAAUCGACACACUUUUGCACCAGUACCGUGCCAUCCGGCAUGGAAGGGUUUACUCCAUUUAUCGUAGCUCACGCUUCUUGGUUCGGUUUCAAGCUCGAGACGGUUUGAUUAAUUCGUUAUUAAGCCGAUACUACGCACCUCAUGCUGGGGAUCUUCCGGCUGAAAUGGCCUCCAAAACCAUUGCAGAUGGUGUGAUGUUGAACUUCCUACCUCCACCCAAACGCAGUGGGGCUGGCUGGGAGAAAUACCGGAAGAAAGAACGCCUUUGGAGCUGGAAUAUUCGCAUUGCAAUUGUCCUCAGACCAGUGGAUUAUCUACUAUCUAUUCCAGGCAAAGACAUCAGGGGUAAAUUGAUAGAUGCGUUCAACGAAUGGCUCCAGGUACCGCCGGAGAAGCUAGCCAUUAUCAAGGGUAUAAUUGACAUGCUUCACACGGCAUCUCUACUCGUUGAUGAUAUCCAAGAUGCGUCGAGGCUCCGUCGAGGCCAUCCUGUUGCCCAUGAAAUUUUCGGUGUCGCCCAAACCAUCAAUUCCGCGAACUACGCAUAUUUCCUCCAGCAAGAGAGACUGAGAGAAUUGAAUGACCCACGCGCAUUCCACAUUUUUACCCAGGCUCUACUUGAUCUUCAUCGGGGUCAAGGGAUGGACCUUUACUGGCGCGAUUCCAUCGUCUGUCCUACUGAAGAGGAAUACCAUCGAAUGGUCAUUUAUAAAACGGGAGGAUUGUUUCGACUGGCAUUGGAAUUAAUGCAGACACAAAGCAUGGUCACGACGGACCUUUCCAAACUUAUAGAUUUAUUGGGCUUGAUUUUCCAGAUUCGUGAUGAUUAUAUGAAUCUCCAGAGUGGAGAGUAUGCCGAGAAAAAAGGAUCCAUGGAGGAUUUGACAGAGGGCAAGUUCUCAUACCCCGUCAUCCACAGCAUUAACGCGGUGCCUGAGAACACGAUACUCGUUGAUAUUCUCAAACAACGCAGUGAGGACAAUGAGAUCAAAAUGCGAGCUGUGCAGUACAUGGAGUCAACGGGAAGCUACGCAUAUUGCAGGGAAGUAUUGAGCCGUUUGAACAAGCAAGCGCGUAGUCAUGUUGAAGAUCUCGAGGCUUCCCUAGGUCCUAAUCAUGGGGUUCAUUUCAUUCUCGAUCUCCUUCAUGUUGAUGUUUCAAAUCGGAAAACCUACAAGUAA